AUGGCCACCGAACUUUGCCCCGUCUACGCGCCCUUCUUUGGCGCCAUGGGUUGCACCUGUGCCAUCGUCUUCACCUGCCUGGGUGCCUCCUACGGUACCGCCAAGUCUGGUGUUGGUAUCGCCGCUAUGGGUGUCCUCCGCCCUGAUCUGAUCGUCAAGAACAUUGUACCCGUCAUUAUGGCUGGUAUCAUUGGUAUCUAUGGUCUGGUCGUCUCUGUCCUCAUCUCCGAUGGUCUGCGACAAGACCUUCCUCUCUACACUGGUUUCAUCCAAUUUGGUGCUGGUCUCUCUGUCGGUCUCGCUGGUCUUGCUGCUGGAUUUGCCAUUGGUAUCGUUGGUGAUGCCGGUGUCCGAGGAACUGCUCAACAACCUCGUCUUUUCGUCGGAAUGAUUCUGAUUCUUAUUUUCGCCGAAGUCUUGGGUCUGUACGGUCUUAUCGUCGCUCUUCUGAUGAACUCAAAGGCCAGCCAAGAUGCUGUCUGCGCAUAA
Messenger RNA from Trichoderma gamsii, 489 nucleotides. RefSeq lists its product as hypothetical. The record is from RefSeq and is a predicted model, not a curated record. Gene Ontology annotation, biological process: proton transmembrane transport. Bases 1 to 489 code for a protein of 162 amino acids. Gene Ontology annotation, cellular component: proton-transporting V-type ATPase, V0 domain. Gene Ontology annotation, molecular function: proton-transporting ATPase activity, rotational mechanism. The transcript has 5 exons. Lineage: Eukaryota; Fungi; Ascomycota; Sordariomycetes; Hypocreales; Hypocreaceae.